Messenger RNA from Eurytemora carolleeae, 565 nucleotides. RefSeq lists its product as uncharacterized. The record is from RefSeq and is a predicted model, not a curated record. The coding region runs from base 11 to 565 and encodes 184 amino acids. The transcript has 5 exons. NCBI's taxonomy places the organism in Eukaryota, Metazoa, Arthropoda, Copepoda, Calanoida, Temoridae.
AAUGUAAACAAUGUUGUGGCAGUACAGAUUGGUACGGUUGGUACCAUGGAACCGGUUUGUGUGCCGGCAAAUGAUUGAACUCCGUUCUUUCUCCAGUCUGCCGGUUCGUUUUGCCGGUCAUAAUACUACUCUACACAGGAGCUUCAGUAAGGUGAAGGACAGCGCUGUGACGGAGAUGUAUUUUGAGGAGAUAUUUGAGCAAGGAUACGAGGCUCAGGAUCCAUUGUUUGAUCUCAGACAUUUUCUGUAUCCAGACUCAGGGGAUACAUAUAUACAGGUUUUGUCGAACGCGUCGAAUGUAUCGGAAGUAUUAUCCUGUAUUGCGGAGAUACAGGAACCAUUACCCUCACAUUUAACACAGGCUCUAGCUACCCUUCACCAUUUCCAGAAAGUUUAUCAGUUCCGAUCCUAUGAUUUCAGGAAGGAGGCUGAAGACAGUUUUGUCAGCUUCAACUCUCAGCUAGUGGAGGAGGACGGGUUCAAGCUGAUCCUUAAACUCAUAGAGAAGGUUCUGCCAAUGAUGACCUUCUUAGAGAAUUCAUUCAGUUUAAUGGUUUUAAGGUAG